AUGGAUGGUGCGUUGAUAAAUUCCGUUUUAUACGUGAGUCCACGCAAUGGUGCACAUUAUUUUGUUGAACUCACUGAGAAACAUCUAUUGGCGUUUGAGAUGCUCAAUUCCAUGUGUCUCUUAGAAAAUUAUGAUCAUGUGCUGUUGUUUCUGGAGUGCCAGUUCGGCAAAUCUCACAAUUUGGCUGUUAUCCCGUUCGAUAUCAUAUUAGUUCUUUUCACGUUAUCGACUUUAUCUGAAUAUUAUAAGGAGCCGAUAUUGAGGGCAAAUGAUCCAUAUAACACGUCCAGGGAAACUUUAAGUAGGAGAGCUUUGAAACUAUUGCAGAAAUAUCUGGCGAUUCUGAAAGAGUUUGAUUCUGAGCAAUACAAUUUGUAUGACUUGGAGUUGUUGCGAUGCCAGUUUUUCUUGGCAAUCGAUACGUUGACACCAAAAAAGCAAAAGUGGGGUUUCGAUAGAUUUAGGAGAACGAAAUCUGAAAGUGGUGUAACAUAUAGGCAAAAUGCUAGUGUAGAUCCCGAGUUGGAUCAGGCUAAAACUUUUAAAAAUCCUUACAGGUCGUAUAUUAGUUGUCUUGAGCAAAGAAAUACCAUAUUGGGCAAUCGCUUAUUGAAUUUGAAACUGAAUGAACCUGGAGAAUUUAUUAACAUGAUUUUAUGGACAUUGUCUAACUCGCUGCAAGAAAGCACACCUCUGUUCCUAUCAAGCCAUGAGAUUUGGAUGCCCUUACUUGAAAUACUCAUUGAUCUGUUUAGUUGUAGACAAGAUUAUUUCAUACAGCAUGAAGUCGCCCAAAAUGUAAGCAAAUCCUUGUUCGUUCAACGCUUAUCUGAGAGUCCGUUAGCAGUUUUUUUUGAAUCUUUAAAUACAAGGAAUUUUGCGAAUAGGUUUUCCGAAUAUGUAUUUCUCAAUUGUGAUUACAAACUGCCAUCCGACAAUUAUGCAACGCCGGUUCAUCCCGUAUAUAAUGGUGAAAACACAAUUGUUGAUACGUAUAUUCCCACAAUUAAAUGUAGUCCUUUGUACAAAUCACAAAAAUCAUUAGCUUUGCGGAGGAAACUGAUUGGGUCAUGUUUCAAACUAUUACUAAGAGUUCCAGAUGGACAUAGAUUGAUUACUCCGAGAAUAGUUGCAGAUGAUGUUAUCCAGGGGAUCUCACGGACGUUGGCUUCUUUUAAUGAUAUCCUGCAGUUCAAAAAGUUUUUUAUGACUGAAAAUCUGUCGCAAGAGUCUUAUUUUAUACCCCUAUUAGCUGAAGGUACCCUUUCUGAGAUACUCAAAGACACACAGGAAUGUGUCGUUAUUUUAACGCUAGUCGAAAAUUUAUCAGAUGGCGUUUCAUUUUGCAACGAAGUUAUCGGUUUGGUUAAAUCAAAAUGUUUUGCUUUUACCGAGCAAUGUAGCCAAGCUUCGUAUGAAGAAGCCGUUUUGAAUAUUGAAAAGUGUGACGUCUGCCUACUGGUCCUACUACGAUAUCUUCUGCAUUUGAUCGGGACCGAAGCGAUAUUAGACGCUAAGGAACAGUUAGAAAUGUUACAUGCGAUUGAGAAAAAUGAUUCAGGGAGGCGACAGUGGGCCAAGGCGCUUAACUUAGGAAAUGAUCCGCCUUUAUUGUAUCCCAUAGUCUCCCAAAUGUUUGGCGUUCAUGAUAAAAGUGUAAUUAUAGAAUAA
Saccharomyces cerevisiae S288C is the source of this 1671-nucleotide messenger RNA. It is a transcript of the gene NSE5, whose product is annotated as Smc5-Smc6 complex subunit NSE5. The record is from RefSeq and is marked reviewed. The transcript has a single exon. Gene Ontology annotation, cellular component: chromosome; nucleus. Lineage: Eukaryota; Fungi; Ascomycota; Saccharomycetes; Saccharomycetales; Saccharomycetaceae. Bases 1 to 1671 code for a protein of 556 amino acids.